This is a messenger RNA of Daucus carota subsp. sativus, 1808 nucleotides long. RefSeq names its product SUN domain-containing protein 1. Gene Ontology annotation, cellular component: nuclear envelope. The transcript is spliced from 2 exons. Gene Ontology annotation, molecular function: protein-membrane adaptor activity. The record is from RefSeq and is a predicted model, not a curated record. Lineage: Eukaryota; Viridiplantae; Streptophyta; Magnoliopsida; Apiales; Apiaceae. Bases 188 to 1528 code for a protein of 446 amino acids.
GACCCGAAUUGAGGGUAAGCCCGAAUGCGGCAGGGUAGAGUCGGAUCGGGUCCAAAUUGCAAAAUUUCGCUUAACAUUCCAUUUCCACAUUCAAAUUAACAGAAAUCUCCAUUAAACUCUCACUCACUUUCCCCAAAUCUUGUACAUACAAACAGACACACACACAUAUAUAUAGCUUAUUAAUCCGAUGUCUGCAUCGACAGUUUCAAUUACCGCAAAUCCCACCACCUCGCGACGUCGUCCGAUCGUCACUACCGACAUGAAAUCCGGCUUAGAUUUGCUCGGCACCGACGCUUCUCCGAUCUCCGGCGGCGUGGAAACGGGCCCCACUCGAGACUCGAGCCAGUCAAUUGAACGAUCAAGAAGAGAAGCAGUAGUUCAAGUGAAGAAAUCAAUUGCCCCCAAUUCGGGUACUACUUCGAAACCUUAUAGGAGUCAUCGUAAAUCGAUAUCGAAACCCAAAUGGCAAACUGUGGUCAGUGUGUUUACUAAGAAUUUGGUGCUUUUGCUUUUGCUUGCGGGGUUAGUUCAGAUGGUUAGGAAGGUUUAUUUGAAUAGUGUGGUUGAUGAUGUGGGGUUUGUGAGUGGGGGGUUUUCGGAUAAUGUCGAUGGGAAGAUUUCGGAAAUUCAGGUUUUUGUGAGUAAGAGUUUGAGGGGUAUGCAGUUGCAAGUUGAGGUUUUGGAUAGGAAGGUUAAGGAGGUUGAGGACAAGAAUGUUGAGCUAGGAGGUGAAUUAGGGAAGUUGGGGGGGAAAGUCGAUGUGGUGAGCGAUAGGAUGGGGAGUUUGGAGAGGUAUUUGAAUGGGAAUGAGUGGUUGUCGAAAGGGGAGUUUGAUAGGUUGUUGGAGGAGUUUGAGGGGAGAGCUGGGAGUGAUGGCAAAGGGGGUUUGGAUGAGGUUAUGGCGGUUGCAAGAGAAAUGGUUGGGAAGGAGAUUGAGAAACAUGCUGCUGAUGGGCUUGGGAGGGUGGAUUAUGCACUGGCAUCUGGUGGGGCAUAUGUCGUGAAGCAUUCUGAGGUGUAUGGUGGGAUUAAAGGUGGGUUUCCAUUUCCAGGGAUUAGUGGUAGAGCUGGGGUUCAUGCUAAUUCGGGGAAGAUGUUGAGACCUAGUUUUGGCGAGCCAGGUGAUUGUUUUGCUUUGAAAGGGAGUAGUGGUUUUGUGCAGAUUAAGCUCAGGACAGCUAUUGUUCCCGAGGCAAUUACGUUAGAACAUGUUGCCAAGAGUGUUGCUUACGAUAGGUCCAGUGCUCCCAAGGACUGUAGAGUGUCUGGAUGGUUCAAAGGACAAGAAACUACUGAUCUAACACGUAAUGCUGAGAAAAUGUUUUCCCUGGCCGAAUUUACCUAUGACCUUGAGAAGAGCAAUGCUCAGACUUUUGGUAUAUCAGACUCCUCAGGCGUUGGCGUGAUUGACAUGAUAAGGCUCGACUUCACAUCAAACCAUGGAAGUGCUUCACAUACAUGCAUAUAUCGUUUUAGGGUGCAUGGCCAUGAACCUGAUUCCAUUGUCCCUCUAGCAAUUCAGUCUUGAGGUUGAUUUCCUCGUUUUAGACCCUUGCCUGUUCUCCCUAUCUCUCUUCUUUUUUAUCUUCUAGUUUCAUCUUGGGAGGCUUAACUGUUGAGACACCAAGCUUAAAGUUCAGUUUGUAUUCAUUUGUUGUUUCUUCCAUGCAAUCGUAAGUUCCAGACUAUUUACAACUGUAAAGUAGUACUACAUUUUGUUGCGAAGUUGCAGUAAUUUUUGUGUACUUGUGGCACUGUUUGCGGUGCUUGCACUGCUCUCUGGAUAUAAAUCAAUGUUUUAAUUUACA